UUGGCGGUAAGAAAACGCGGUUGUUACCAAUGUUACUGGUCUCGACGGUUCUUGUAACUUGCGGUACUUGUUGCAUCUGACCAGUUUCUACUUAUUUCUAUUGCUUUCCACACGUUAAUAGUCGAAGAAAGUGAACUGAAAAAAUGUUUGAGGCACGUUUGGUACAAAGUGCGAUUUUGAAGAAAGUGUUAGAUGCAAUAAAGGAUCUUUUAACCGAAGCUACUUUCGAAUGCUCCGACUCUGGUAUUCAAGUCCAAGCUAUGGACAAUGCUCACGUCUCUUUAGUUUCCCUUAAUCUGAGAAGCGAUGGUUUUGACAAAUACAGAUGCGACAGGAAUUUGUCAAUGGGUAUGAGCGUCGCAUGUAUGUCUAAAAUCCUACGAUGUGCUGGUGCAGAAGAUACAGUAACUUUACGAGCAUUAGAUAAUCCAGAGAAUAUUAUAUUUAUAUUUGAAUCGCCGAACAAAGAAAAAUUGGCUGAGUAUGAAAUGAAACUUAUAAACAUGGAUCAGGAACACCUUGGUAUUCCUGAUACCUCAUAUUCAUGUGUUGUAAGGAUGCCAUCCCAAGAAUUUUCACGUAUCUGUAGAGAUUUAAGUCAGUUUGGAGAAUCGAUAACAUUUGCAUGUUCUAAAGAGGGUAUAAAGUUUAGUGCUUCUGGAGAUUAUGGACAAGCCACUAUUAAGUUAGCACAAACAGCUGAUGCCGACAACGAGGAUGAAGCAGUUGUCGUCAAUAUGCAAGAACCAGUAAAAUUAACAUUUUCGUGCCGUUACCUUAACUGUUUUAUAAAGGCUGGUCCCCUUUGUCCACAAGUACAACUGUCUAUGUCUAACGAUGUGCCCUUGGUAUGCGAAUACAAAAUUGGAGAUAUUGGACAUAUUAGAUAUUACCUGGCACCAAAAAUUGAUGACGACGAAGAAAAUUAAGCAUCCUGUAGACUUACUUUGAUGUAUAAGCUAUAAUAUUAUUAAUCCCGUGUAACAUAACAUUGAUUAAUUUCAUAUAAAUACCAUGAUUCCAUUAGUUUUGUAUUUAUCAUGGUACUAGGGAUUAAGAAUCUUCAAAUUUUUACUUAACAAAAUAAUAGCACUAUCGUCGUGAAAGAGAAGGUAUAUUUUGAUAUUCGUUGUUAAGGAACGAUUAAGGAUGAUUAAAAAUACUUUGAAGGUAAUAUAUUUAAAUUUUACAUUUAAAAGUCAUUUGGCUCGUCACAGUGUUAGCGCAACGUAGAAUUGACACUAAGAUUCAUAGUAGAGUGACACGAUCAUGAUUAACAUGGUAAUAUGGUGUCAUUCUCGUAAGAUUUAUAUUGUUACCGUUUCAUAAACUGUGACAAUAUUUUGAUAAUAUUGCGUUUUUUUAUAUGUAAGAAGAACUCAAUAUAUUUCCAAAACAUUUGAUAAAUUUUUGAAUUAUGUGUUAUCCUUAUAUCCUAGCCUAAUUGAAGUUCAAAUUUUUCACUUACUUUAGUUAUCUUAUUUCUUAUACCUUUUGUGUAUAAGCUAGUUUAAUAUAAAAAUACAUAAUUAGCUUACGAGCUGAGGGAAUAAGAGGGCUACCAUGGAUGGAAUAGCCUAGAAGUAUACAGUUAAAUCUUACACAAUUUGGAUCUCGUAUAGUUACUAAAUAAUUAAAUAUUAAUCAAUAAAUGUUGAUUUAUACUAUGAAUUAUUUUACACGCACAUACUGCGAAGACCUGUAUAUCGUCAUUCUUAUUCAUACAUGUUUAAAUGAAACUUCUAAUCAAAAUAAAUACUUUUGGUAUGCCGC
Hylaeus anthracinus is the source of this 1773-nucleotide messenger RNA. RefSeq names its product proliferating cell nuclear antigen (gene PCNA). NCBI's taxonomy places the organism in Eukaryota, Metazoa, Arthropoda, Insecta, Hymenoptera, Colletidae. Gene Ontology annotation, cellular component: PCNA complex. The transcript is spliced from 4 exons. The record is from RefSeq and is a predicted model, not a curated record. Gene Ontology annotation, molecular function: DNA binding; DNA polymerase processivity factor activity. The coding region runs from base 144 to 929 and encodes 261 amino acids. Gene Ontology annotation, biological process: regulation of DNA replication; leading strand elongation; translesion synthesis.